GGACCAACCAACCAGUAAGGAAAUAUAGAGAUUACCCCGGCUCUCAAUCUGACUGAGCGAGGAAACAAACCCCGGAACGGAUGGCGAUGAAGUGGUUACGUUUUUCGCUCCUCGUUGUGGGGCUUUUCUCGCUGUGCUGCGCCACGGCUGGAGACAGCAGUGGUGUGAAGAAGAUGAAGAUGCAGUUUGCUACGGGACCUCUACUCAAGUUUCAAAUUUGCAUUUCCUGAGGGUACAAGCGGGUGUUUGAGGAGUACACGCAGGCCUUGUACCAGCGGUACCCGGACAUCCGCAUUGAAGGGGAGAACUAUCUUCCUAUACCCCUUUAUCGGUAAGAGAGAUUGUCUGUCUGCCUUGUUCCACGUGGAUUAUUUCC
Messenger RNA from Morone saxatilis (striped sea-bass), 376 nucleotides. RefSeq names its product thioredoxin reductase-like selenoprotein T1a. NCBI's taxonomy places the organism in Eukaryota, Metazoa, Chordata, Actinopteri, Moronidae. Gene Ontology annotation, biological process: cell redox homeostasis. The transcript has 2 exons. Gene Ontology annotation, molecular function: thioredoxin-disulfide reductase (NADPH) activity. The record is from RefSeq and is a predicted model, not a curated record. Gene Ontology annotation, cellular component: endoplasmic reticulum membrane.